Photinus pyralis (common eastern firefly) is the source of this 1243-nucleotide messenger RNA. Its product is annotated as dnaJ homolog subfamily C member 25 homolog. The transcript has a single exon. Lineage: Eukaryota; Metazoa; Arthropoda; Insecta; Coleoptera; Lampyridae. Gene Ontology annotation, cellular component: endoplasmic reticulum membrane. The coding region runs from base 158 to 1171 and encodes 337 amino acids. The record is from RefSeq and is a predicted model, not a curated record. Gene Ontology annotation, biological process: protein folding.
UUGCCAUUCACCUUAACCUUUGUCACUUUUUUCUAGACUGGUACGUAUUUGCAAUCAUGAAGAAAUUUAAACGUGGCUUUACAUAGCAGCGGUGAUUUUGUAAUGCCGUUAUUAUGAAUGGCAUGAAUGAACAUACGAACUAAUUCUGCAGUCAAGAAUGCUCGAUCGAAUUUACAUAUUAUUAAUCAGUGUCGUCGCGAUAUCCCACUUAUCACAAGCCCAGUUGCUGGAAGGCUUGUAUUGUGGAAAAGAAAAUUGCUAUGACGUACUUGGUGUUACAAGGGCAUCCAGCAAGAAUGAAAUUGCGAGAAGUUAUCGACAGCUAGCAAAGAAAUACCAUCCAGAUUUGCAUCGAGAUCUCAAAGCCAAAGCAGAAGCGGAAGAAAAAUUUAAAAUAGUCGCUAAUGCUUACGAAAUUUUAAAAGAUGAAGAGUCAAGAACUGAUUAUGAUUAUAUGUUAGACAAUCCGGAUGAAUAUUAUGCUCACUAUUAUCGAUACUAUAGAAGACGUGUAGCGCCAAAGGUAGAUGUACGAAUUGUAAUUUUUGUUACAAUAUCCAUCAUUUCGAUUAUACAGUACUACAGCGCGUGGCAACGAUAUGAAACUGCCAUUAAAUAUUUCAUGACAGUACCCAAGUAUAGAAAUCGAGCAUUGGAAAUUGCCCAACAACAAGGAUUUCUAGGAACAGAUGCAGGUCAUAAAAAACGUGGAAAAAGUAAGUCGGAACAGAAAGAAGAACAAGAAUCGAUCAUACGAAUGGUUAUUGAAGAGAAAAUGGAUAUAAAAGGGGCAUAUGCAAAACCUACGUUUUUCGAUAUCCUUUGGAUACAAUUAAUUUUAUCACCGUACACGUUGGUAAAGUACAUUUAUUGGUACUUGUCGUGGGUGUGGAACCAUUCCAUUCUUAGGAAACCUUACACCGAAGACGAGAAGCUUUACAUUAUACGAAAGUACAUGAACAUGGGGCAGCAUCAGUUUGAUUCGAUCGAAGAUCACGAAAAAGCCGAGUAUCUAAAAAAUCAACUGUGGAUUAAGCAAAAUUAUAAAGUGUGGCAAAAAGAGAAAGAAGAAACUAUGAAAAAACAGUUGGCAGAAAAUUCCAGGUACAAGCAGUACCGCAGGUACAUAAAAAAUCAUGGCGUAGGUAGAAUGACCUUCGACGAUUCUUAAUAAGGCUGUUAUAUGUUGAUGUAUUGUGUGAUAAAUGUAAAAUAAUAAAAGCUAAAAGUUAUUCGAAUCCAA